This is a messenger RNA of Pelobates cultripes (western spadefoot toad), 327 nucleotides long. NCBI's taxonomy places the organism in Eukaryota, Metazoa, Chordata, Amphibia, Anura, Pelobatidae. The record is from the annotation of a GenBank genome assembly.
AUGGCUAAUCGACUAGAUGAUUAUCUCAAGCGCAAAAAUCUAAAGCUCAGGGGCAUUGCUGAAAUGGUGGAGCACGAAGAACUACCACACUUCGUUAGAAGAUUGAUGGCAACUAUCCUGCUCCAACAACAAGUCAAAUCACUGCUAUUUGAAAGCUGUCACCGACUACAUACCUCGAAAAAAACGCCGGCAGGUGUGCCUAGAGAUGUGCUGAUCCGCUUCUCGUCGUUCCGCGACAAAAAGCUGGUGAUGGAAACACUGCAGACGCAUUCACCCCUACAAUUUGAGACCUCAAGCCUCACGGCUUUACAAGACCUAUGCCAGUAG